Mycosarcoma maydis (corn smut) is the source of this 1365-nucleotide messenger RNA. RefSeq lists its product as uncharacterized. Gene Ontology annotation, molecular function: antimonite transmembrane transporter activity; antiporter activity; arsenite transmembrane transporter activity. Gene Ontology annotation, biological process: arsenite transport; antimonite transmembrane transport. The transcript has a single exon. The record is from RefSeq and is a predicted model, not a curated record. NCBI's taxonomy places the organism in Eukaryota, Fungi, Basidiomycota, Ustilaginomycetes, Ustilaginales. Bases 1 to 1365 code for a protein of 454 amino acids. Gene Ontology annotation, cellular component: plasma membrane.
AUGGCAAGCUCAGCGAUGGACCAACCUCCGCCACCCACACAACCAACAUGCACGUUUCAGAGUGCAGAAUCAACGCCGAGCUUUGCUUCACAACACGGCGCACCGAGCACAGUAAUUGACACCCCCUCCAUCGAUAUGUCUCCAGCCAACGAAGAUGGUCUGAUCCUCGACAUGCACGGAGGAGUGCCUAAGCUCCGCUCCACCUUGCAAGACGCCCGCGACUCGACCGGAGCAGCAAAAAGUAUUCUCCUCUCUCUCGGAUGGCUCGACCGACUCCUAUCACUCUUCAUCAUCGUCGCUAUGAUCCUCGGCGUCGUAAUUGGUGAAUUCGCCCCAAACGCAGCCGAAAAUCUCUCCAAGGGAGGGUUUCGCGAUGUAUCUGCUCCCUUGGUGGUAGGCUUGAUCGUCAUGAUGUGGCCCAUCUUGACCAAAGUUCAGUACGAAAGGCUUCCGCAGAUGUUUUCCACAAAGCGAUUAUGGUACCAACUCGCCAUGUCGUUGGUGCUCAACUGGGUUCUAGGUCCAUUCCUGAUGCUUGGAUUGGCAUGGGCCACAUUGCCAGACUUGGAUGAUUACAGGGUCGGAGUGAUCAUGGUCGGUUUAGCUAGGUGCAUUGCAAUGGUGAUGAUUUGGAACAAAAUCGCUCGCGGUGACAGCAACACUUGCGCUAUCAUUGUCAUUGUCAACUCUGUCCUUCAGAUCGUCCUCUACGCUCCGCUCGCGGUUCUGUUUGUCAACGUUAUCUCCAACGACGUUGCUUUCUCACUAGAUUAUUCAGACGUCGCGAUUGCUGUCGCCAUCUACCUUGGCAUCCCACUUGCAGCCGGUGUGCUGACCCGCUUCUUGGUACUCACACUGUUCGGGCGCCACUUUUUCCAUCAACGAUUCCUCCCCUUUUUUGGCCCCCUCUCGCUGAUUGCCCUCCUCUACACCAUUAUCAUCAUCUUUGCAGAACAAGCGCAGCACAUUCUGGACAACCUCGGACCCGUCUUCCGCACUUUUGUACCCCUGGUGCUCUAUUUCGCUUUGAUGUGGACGGGAAGCUUUGCACUCAUCUGGUGGUUGUCCGUUCGAUACGGUAAGACGGAAUGGGGUUAUCAGAUGGCAGUGGUACAGGCAUUCACGGCGGGCAGCAAUAAUUUCGAAUUGGCGAUCGCCGUCUGUGUGGCCGUCUUUGGGGUGGGAUCGGACCAGGCAUUGGCAGCAACAAUUGGACCCCUGGUUGAGGUGCCCGUGCUGUUAGUGUUGAGUUGGGUGGCGAUGUUUGUAGGCAAAAGGCUCCAGUGGGAUAAAGGGCUGCAACGCGCACAGAGACAGUCGAAGGACAAGAUGGAGCAAGACGCGAUGGCAGAUCUGGAAAUGUAG